This is a messenger RNA of Saccostrea cuccullata (small rock oyster), 1837 nucleotides long. Its product is annotated as solute carrier family 22 member 4-like. The transcript is spliced from 10 exons. Gene Ontology annotation, biological process: transmembrane transport. Lineage: Eukaryota; Metazoa; Mollusca; Bivalvia; Ostreida; Ostreidae. Bases 1 to 1581 code for a protein of 526 amino acids. Gene Ontology annotation, cellular component: membrane. Gene Ontology annotation, molecular function: transmembrane transporter activity. The record is from RefSeq and is a predicted model, not a curated record.
AUGGAGAGAGGCUGUUCUUUAUCUCAGUCUAAAAAAAUUGACGAAAUACUAGAAAGGCUUCUGAUAGAAUGUGGUGGAUUAGGAAAACUUCAAUGGAUCCUGAUCUUUGUUGUGGUUGGAAGUAAGCUGGCAAUAACAUGGAGCAUGUUAAUGAUGUCGUUUGCUGGGGCCACGCCUGAUUGGUGGUGCGCAUGGACAAACAGAACCUCCGGUUUCAAUGACAGUUACGUAGAUUCCCUGAAAUCCUGCACAACGCCAUCUAACUCCUCACUGGAGGACACGUGUCUGUCGAUACGCUUCAGUGACGAAAAGUCGACGGUCGUAAGCGAGUGGAAUCUCAUAUGCGACGACGAAUGGAUAUCAUCUACUAUAACCACGAUACAGAUGGGUGGGCUCCUGGCCAGUGGUUUUAUCGCGGGUCAGGUGGCGGAUCUGAUUGGACGUAAACCCACCUUCUUCCUGGCCCUCGUCCUACUGGCAGCCAGUAACUUGGUGUGUGGAUUCUCCACCUCGUGGCAGAUGUUCGCUGUGGCUCGAUUUGUGAUUGGUCUAGCUUGCGGGAUGUACCUGACUGUAUUCUUUAACUUUGUCCUAGAGUUCAUCCCUACACGGUACAGGGCUAUGGUUAUGGCGAUCCCCGCUUGGCCGGUGUUUGCCGCGUUCUUUGGGUUGGUUUGUUGGUGGUUAAGAGAUUGGCAGUAUCUCCACUAUGCCACGGCUAUCAUCACCUUACCAUUCCUACUAGGAAUUUUUGUGGUACCAGAAAGUUUCCGGUGGCUGGUCUCCCACUUCAAAACAGAAAAAGCCGAAAAAGUGAUAAGUCAUAUUGCUAAAAUAAAUGGUAAAAAGAAACCGGAUGUGACGAAACUCAUUGCAGUGAGUAAGAAAGAGGCAGAAUUGAAAACAGACAAGAAAUACUCUAUCAUAGAUAUCUUCAGGGAUUCGAGGCUGACGAAGCAUUCAUUAUUAUUAUGGUUUAUUUGGUUAGCGAGCGGUUACUCCUACUAUGCGAUAUCCUUCGGGGUAGAAGAACUUUCGGGAGACCUCUAUCUUAACAUGUUUCUGUUGAGUGCCGUGGAGAUUCCCGCUCAAGCGGUCACGUGGUUCUUCAAUAACUGUAUUGGAAGGAGAUGGACCUGCUUUAUGUUUUACAUGGUCGCCGCAGCUGGUGGGUUGGCAGUUGGAAUUGUGCAAGUUCUCAAUCCUAUCAAUAGCGCCACAAUUAUAAAUGGCUGCGCCAUGGUGGCUAAACUUGGCGUUGCGGCUGCCUGGGCCUCCCUGAUGACGUUUACAACAGAGACAUAUCCCACCGUCGUCAGGAAUAUAGGAUAUGGGUGUGCCAAUUCAAUUUCUCGUGUUGGGGCAAUGGCAGCUCCGCAAAUUGUUCAACUGAGUAAAUCUGUUUCCGGUUUGAUGUACUUUCUGUGCGGUACACUAAUGUUUUUGUCAGCCAUAUCCGCGGCGCUAGUUCCGGACACAAAAGGGAAAGUAAUGGAAAACCAGAUCCGGAAGUCAGGGCGAUCUGAAAUUUAUCAAAUGUCGGGUGAAAUGAAAGACAAAGAGAAAGAACGUUUAAGUUGAUAUUUACAUCUGAAUCCAGUAGUGUUACUGACUGGUUUACACGACUCAUUUCCUAGAAGAUUUUUUUGUUUAUGAAUGAAAUAAAUUUAAAUACAUGUAUACCCUGUAUUACAAGACAGAAAAUAAGUAUCAGCUUUUCUGAAGCACUUAUACAGAGAAGUAUGUUCCCAUUUCUGUAAUCCUUUUUAUUUUGAUCAAAUUCUGCAGGGAUUACUUUUUAUGAGUGAAACUAUUAAAUUGUAUAUACUAUAUACGU